AGAAGGUGUCACGACUGCCCGUAACAGGAGAGACACUCGCUGAUGGAUAUUACAAGGUUUAAUUUAAUAGGGCAAUACAAGAUAAUCGUAAGGGACCGGCAGGGUCAAAAACAACAACAACAACAACAACAGCAGCAACAUAGACAUACCAGAGGGGAGUCGGACUGAAGAAAGGUCGGUACACGGGAGAGCAAAAACCAGUCUCGCUGGCCUCUGGCCACUGGAUGAACUGUGGGACGAAUGAGGAAAAGGUGGUUCGUCUUGGAGAUAAAGUAACUCUGCAUUGUGACUGUAGAAAGGACCCAGGCUGGGAAAUCCACUGGGUGAGAAGCUGUUCUCCGUUAGUCCACCCAAUGUCCAUCUCUUCAUACGAGUCCCUUAUAAACCCAAUCCCCCAGUUCUCUAUGAAGUGGAAUGCUGCAUAUGAAUCCAUGGAUCUCAUCAUCGAGAACAUCACAGAGUCCGAUCUGGGGCUUUACUACUGUGCUAAGGUUGAUUCUAAAAUGAACGACGACAAGGAUGGGAAGCUAGCGAUGAAUGAAGUGUACCACAUUUGUAAUACAUCCACAAAGCUUUCAUACGAAGAAUCUAAUUGCCCUCCUGCAGUUCCUUCUGAAUGUGACUGCAGGCAGUGUUGGCUGAUACUGCAGACUGUGUGUCCAGCGUGUACCAUUCUAUCAGCUCUACUGUCCUCUCUGUGUGUGUUCUUCUGCUGCCGCAAGACAGUGAUUAUGGAGUCUGACAGUGAUCAGAGAGGACCAAUCCACAGGCAGCAAACCAGUGAGGAACAGGACAAAGACACACAAGUGUACUACGCUUCACUGAACAUUCCCAAAGAUGCAAGCAGACGGAUCAAGAGGAACCCCCCAAUGAACCCUGACUUCAGUUUGUACAGUGAGCUCAAUAAGGCCAAAAAGGAACAAGAUUAGGGCUUUAGAUGUGAUUAAUACGUCCAUCAAGAUUUCACUUAGUUUUUUCUUAAAUUUGUUCUUGAGAAAGGUCCUAAGAAAAAGUCUACGUCAGAUUCAUGAUGUGUUCUUCAACCGCAGAACACACAUGGUUCACACUUUUGUGCUCUUGAGUGUGUGUAGAUUCUGUUCUUACCAAAAAACAAAGAAAACAAGGUGGGCUUUAAGAAGAAAUUUCUUCUUACGAAUGGUUGGUGAAUGAGACCCAUUGUUAGCCAGGAGAAUUAAUGUUAAAUCCACAUGUAAUCUUUUCUGCAACAUUAACAAUGGAAGGAAUUUUUGCUUUUUUUUUUGGUCUUGCUGAAUUGAAGUGGAACAUAGAGAGGCUAUUUCUUUAAAUGCUUUAUACAUAUAAAAUGUGGCUUUUUUCCAGGCACAUUUAUUACUAAAGGCAGAUUUUGCUCACUGGCUGAUUUAUAGUUUAAAGCCAAGGCACCCUAUUUAGACUUUAUAACACUUCACCAAUUCUCUUAAAUUCUAUGUUCAAUUUUUCAGUUUUUUUAUUUGAUCUUUUUAUUCUUUCUUACAUUGCUUUGUUAAUGCCUUGUGCUUUGUGUGCUGCUUCAUGUAAAAUGCUAAUUAAAAGUUUACAAAAUGUA
This is a messenger RNA of Pygocentrus nattereri (red-bellied piranha), 1567 nucleotides long. RefSeq lists its product as uncharacterized. The record is from RefSeq and is a predicted model, not a curated record. Lineage: Eukaryota; Metazoa; Chordata; Actinopteri; Characiformes; Serrasalmidae. The transcript is spliced from 5 exons. The coding region runs from base 225 to 929 and encodes 234 amino acids.